AUGGGUCGGCCGAAGAAAUGUCAAGAUGCUCCAAGUGCCACUGAAUCACGUAGGAGAUCUGCAGAUAGUCUAACCUGGAAGGAACAUUUUGUGGGCCGCCUCAAGACUUUCCUCUUGUUCUCCCUGGAUAAUGGGCUGUGCAUAGGACUUGCCAUACUACAUGACCUCACGUGGUUUUCAUCGUACAACAUUCUUUAUCAGGAUCAGCCGAGCCAAGCGUCGUUACUCGAUUAUUUCCUAAAGAACUUCAUGUUGUUAGUGGUCAGUCAGUUCGUCCUGCCAAACGAGCAGGUUAUCAGCACACUAGCCGGAUACUCCUUCCUCCUCUCAUGGCUGGCCAUCUCGCAGAACCUUCCCAACAUCGAUUCCAGUGGCGACGCGUCGAAAAUCUUCAUGGAGCACGUCAAGUGUUCGCUCAAUUUGUUUCAAAAGUUGUUCAUUUUUAAGACGGUCAAAAGCGUUAUGCGUAGAAUCGCAUAG
Molecule: messenger RNA, 480 nt
Organism: Helobdella robusta
Lineage: Eukaryota; Metazoa; Annelida; Clitellata; Rhynchobdellida; Glossiphoniidae
Exons: 2
Coding region: 1-480 (159 amino acids)
Source: RefSeq, a predicted model, not a curated record